GACUGAGUGACGGCCGGCCGGCUGUACCUGCCUGUGGUGGGUGGGGGUGACGUGUUACGAGAGAGAGGCCUGUAUGUCUCUGCUGCCUCCCUGCCUGCCUGUUUUGAUGCCUGCCUGGCUGCCUAUGGUGUCUUGUGCUCAACAGACGGAUGGAUGGAUAGAUGGGACAAGGAAGAGAGUCGGCCUUCCUGCCUGCCAGCUUUGCCCACCAUCCCUCGUGGUGAUGGGAUGUGAUGCCAACCGACCGACUGCCCGACUGCCCGUCUGUCUGCCUGCCUGUCUGUCUGCCUGGGGGUGUCACUGUCACACACGUCUGGCUGAUUGUGCUGUUGUGCUGUGCUGUGUUCCAACACGCCUUUUGCCCACACACCCAUCGCACGCACACACGCACACACGCACACACACGAGCACCUUUUUAUGUUCUCGGAGGGAGGGAGGGGAGGGAGGGAUCAAGUGCUUCUUCCUUUCCCCACCACCAGUCAAUCAAGCAACCACCUCUGCUGGCGGUGUUUUUGUCAGGGCAGGCAGGCACAUAGCUCACUAACACGAAUGCGUGUGCACUCACUGGUGAAGAGGCAAACGUGGCAGUCAGGUCUUUUGCGUCGGCGGGGUGGAAUGAAUGGAGGGGGAAUGGGUGGAUAUGGUGGACUGAGAGAGAGCAUCUGUGUCGCCAUUCUUUAUGUAGGAGGACACACACACACACACACACACUGGGUGGCUGGUGGGAGACGAUGGGUGGGCGGUGGAUUGACAUGUGACGUGCCCCCAGAACUUUCUUUGCCAGCCUCACCUACUUGCUACUGCUGCUGCUAUGCUCUGUCUGUCUCUGUGUCGGUCGCUGAGAGGGAAGAAGAGAGAAAUGCGCACAGCGGGGCACCCGCGCGAUUUUCUAACCGUGUCUGCCUGUCUGUCUGUCAGUGCUUGUCCAUGUCCGUCCACUCGUCCCUACUUCUCGCUCGCUAUCACUCCGCUCGUCAGCCACGGGGCCGGUCAUGACGGUUUGCUUUGUUUCUGAGGGCCGCCUUGCUGGCUGGCUGGCUGGCUGGCUGGCUGGCUGCCCACCAUCACAUUGGAUCUGUCUGCCGCUGGCCCUUUUUUGCGGGUGUCUCUCCUCUGUGGUGGGCCUGGGGCCUUUCCUCUCUGUCUCUGUGGAUUUGUGGGUGUGGAUAUGGCGACGUGGGCCAAGUACACACCUCAGGUGAGCAACGGACGGACGACGGAUGGACGAAUGCACUACUCUCUCUCUCUCUCUCUCUGUGUGUGUGUGUGUGUGUGUGGCGCGUCAGAUUGCUCACAUGUGAUAUUUGGCACGCCAUUUGGCUUCGUCGAUUACCGCAACAAGGCUGGCGACCCCAUGGAUGACGCCGGGCACGGAACACAUGGUUUGUAGCACUGCAGACACAGACAAAACAGACACACACAGACACACACAGACACACACAGACUCACAGACAGACAGACCUACCGAUUGGCCGAUAUACCAAUCGACUGACACCACACCUGUCUGUCUGUCUGCCUGUGUGCAUUUGUUUAGUUGCUGGUGUCAUUGCCGCCAAGGGCAACAACGGAGCCGAAGUCAGCGGCGUUGCGUGGAAGGGCCAAAUCAUGGCACUCAAAUUCCUCGCGGCUGAUGGCAGUGGUAGGAUACUGACCCACUGAUACUCUUUGUGAGUGAGGCUGCAUGUCUCUGUGUGCCCCAUCUGUGUGUGUCUCUCUGUGUGUGUUUGUUGUGCGUCUGCAUUGUGAUCAGAUCUAAUGUCGGAUGCCAUCGAGGCCCUCGAGUAUGCGGUGGACCACGGGGCGCACGUGACCAGCAACUCCUGGGGGGGAGCCCGAUUCAGCUCCGCACUCUACAACGCCAUUGUCGCCAACAUGAAGGUCAACCAGCUGUUCAUCUGUGCCGCAGGCAGGCAACAGGACGACGUCAUGCCCGACUUCCCGGCGACCUUCGGCAUUCCCAACAUGGUGACGAUCACGGCGCAUGACGAAGUCGGCAAUAAGACCAUCCACCUCGCAGCGCCCGGUGCUAACAUCAUCUCGACAGUGCCACCCAGCCUGUUCAAUGAAUCGUAGGCGACGUGCAUGACGGAAACAAAGAGAACCCCUCUGUCUACGGGCGUCUGUCUGUCUGUCUGUCUGGGCUUGUAGGCUGUACACGGCCAACGGCACAUCGAUGGCCGUGCCGCACGUGACGGGUGCUGUGGCGCUCAUGCUGGCGGUCAACCCGGACCUGACGAGCGGCACGUCCCUCUCUGAAAACGACACGUUCCUGACCGUCACCGAGAAGAGACUCAACGUCAGCAAGGCCCUCCCCAGGUAGCCCUUCCUGACCGAGAAGAGACUCAACGUCAGCAAGGCCCUCCCCAGGUAGCCCUUCCUGACCGAGAAGAGCCGGUCGUCUGUCUGUGGGUGCCCCCAUAGCCAACGGUGGCACUCGUGUCCUGAUCGUGCAAGUGCAGGACGUGACGGGAGACCACGCCAACGACUUUGAAGUGCUGCCGCCCAAGGGCAUGAUAGUCUCCGUCUCGCCCAACCAGGAAUCCCACCUUGUCAAGGUCAGCCAGCCCACACUCACCAACAAGCCGUCCUACAUGGCUCGCUGAACGUCUGCCUGUCUGUCUGUCUGUCUGUCUCUCUCUCCUUCUUUCCCUCUCUGGUCUCCUCAGGUCCGUUGCAUCCCGUCCAAGAGCGGCACCCGCACCGCCACGCUGCACCUGGCCACCAACGAAGGCUCUCCCGCCGGCAGGGACAAGACACUCACACUCCAAGCAUCCGGGAUCGCAUCCUAUUCAACACAGCCAACACCUACAAAGUCAAGGUCAGUCAGCGACGCGAGAAUUGGCAGCAGCGAUCAUCCAACUUCUUGGUUGUUUCUCUUCUGGCGUGGCGUGCGUUUUAAUGCGGGCGUGUCGAUCCGUCGAUUGGUCAUCAGAGAGCUAAUGAGGAUGCGGUCAAGGGACUCAUAUACUGCGUGCAGCUGGGGAUGGACACCCAGAUGACCACCGCCCCCGACUACGUCAUGACCACCGGUAGGUAGAAGCUGCUGAGAAGAAGUAGUGAGUGAGUGAGUGAGUGAGUGAGCGAGGGAAAUCAUCCAGGAAGGGUAUUUGUUGUCUUGUCCAUUCAGGUGACUUCUUCUUGUUCGGGAACAAGACGGCUGAGAACAAGCUCACAUUUGAAUCUGGCGAGAGGAAGACGGAGGUGGCUCUGCCCUUCCCUGUCCCGUACUUCGGUGGCAUCUACUCGACCAUGAAGGUUUCACUCGACGGCUCAAUCCUACUCGACUACGACGUGGUCAGUAGACGCGCGCUCAUCUAUCCACUUGGCGUCCAUCCUCUGUGUGUGUGGCCGCGUUGACUGGUUUUUUUGGUCAGGUGAUCAACGGGUACGCAUCGUCCGAGUUGUCGACGACGGAUGGCGUGUACGUGGAGGUCGAUGAGUACACCGGCGCGGAACCAUCAACUUCCAGGUGGUGCUCGAGGAGAACGUCCAUGGCAUCACGCACGCCGACGCUUUCAACCCGCAGAGCGACAAGCACAUCAAGGUCGGACUCAAGAGCGCCACCACACAAGGCCGUUUCGGCCACUUCGGCGUACCCCACCCACGGGCACCGCUAUCCAAUACAUGCCCAUCUCAGCACACCACUGGAUGACCAUGGCCGGCACGCCCCACGGAAUCAUCCCGCCCAAGGGGCAGACCGAACUCAGAAUCAACCCACGGAAACCGACGGACUCCAGGGUACGUACCUCGCCAACACACACAUAUACACACAUACACGGCCAACAUCCAUCCAUCAAGCAGCUCCUUCUCUGUGUCGCUUUCUGUCUGUCUGUCUGUUUGUUUGUUUGUUUGUGUGUCUGUGUGUGCUGCAUUGAUUAUUCGGACAGUGUGCCACACGGACCCCGACGCGUGCGAUCUGUCGCGCACUUUGUGGCAGGGCGGCCAACGCGUCCUGUACCUCAACACCAACGACACCUUCAUGAGACUUCCACUCGAGUUUAAAGUGAGGGAGCGGAGAUCACCGCCGAGGGCGAAAACCCCCUGCUGCACUUCGACAGGUACGCGAACCGCCACACAGAUAUGUGCUGUCCAUGUCCCUUCCCGAUGCAUCAAUCGCAUCCUUUCUGAUGUGUGUGUGUUGGCUGGUUGGUGUGGCUACUCACAUGCAUGCAGGUACUCGGAGAAGGAGUUGUUGGUGUCGGGUGACUUCCCAGAAUGCCGCCACAUGCGCCCGCCAGUGUCCGGAGGAGACCAUCUGCAAGUCCUUCGACUUUGAACAGCUUUCCUCGUGCAAGAUGACCCGAUCGACCAAGGACGACGACCCCACCAAGUUCGUCACGCCCACAGGCCGGUACGAACCAAGACACACACACACACACACACAGAUGUCCUCAAGAGACACGCAUCAAUUAAGAUAAUACUGUCUUUCUGUGUCUUUCUUGGUUCUCCCUCCAAACGCACAGCUGGGGACCAGUACGAGGUCAAGGCCGCUGCGCGUCGGCUGCAAACGAAGGGCAGCAAGGGCGCCUAGAGCCUCCUUCCUUUGUCUGUCUCGUGUGUAUUACGGUUGGCUUUGCCUAGUGUGCUAGGGGGGAGGGCCUGUCUGUCUGUCUGAUCGGUUUUGGUCGUGUGUGUGCUUUUGGGCGGUGUUCCUUUCACACCGACUGGCAGUGCACGAGUGUGGGGUUUGGGAGUGUGUGAUAGGGUGAGUGGGUUGGGCUACUUGGGGGUAGUGUAAUACGGUCAACUUCGCAGUCCCUCCCCCCGCCAGGUUCACAUGUGUGUGUGUAUGGCACAACAGCAGACAGAAGUGGAAAAGGAACCACGGGACAGGACAAUAUAUCAGAUAUACAAAUGCAUCGAUCUACAUAAAGCAUACGGCCGUUGGCUGGUCCUGGCCCGGCUCAGACGGCUGAUGAGUGUGUGUGAGUACUCUUCUCGCAAUGGGAUGGGGCUGGGCAAUGGCAUAGGGGUGGGUGUGAGUGAUAUUAGUGAUAUUUUGCACUGGAAGUUAAUGAUUGCAAUCAUUGCAUGGGCGUGUGAAUGCGCAUAGUGCAGACAGGCAGAGUGCGAAGAUCAAUCCAAGAUCAAUGUACCGGCACAACUCGUACAAACGAGACAGUGGAUGCAUGAGCUCUGACUGUCACCUCUUUGGGCGGUCUGUGUAGGGGAGUGUCAUCCAUCCACACACAUGUACACGCGAUGCAUCUCUCUCUCUCUCUCUCUCUUCGUUGCCUAUCACCAAUGUAUUGAUCACCCCAUGCAUCGGUCAGCCAUACACAGAUGGGGCGAUGGGUGGAGGCAUGGAGACGUACAUGCGUGGGACAAUCACGCACGCGCUUGGUAUC
Messenger RNA from Vitrella brassicaformis, 5348 nucleotides. NCBI's taxonomy places the organism in Eukaryota, Vitrellaceae. The record is from the annotation of a GenBank genome assembly.